Molecule: messenger RNA, 2134 nt
Organism: Paramisgurnus dabryanus
Lineage: Eukaryota; Metazoa; Chordata; Actinopteri; Cypriniformes; Cobitidae
Source: RefSeq, a predicted model, not a curated record
UUGGAUGGGCCUGUGUGUUGAUGUUUCUGCAGGUAAUCUGGGCACUUGUGAGAUUCUUAGAUCAGAGUGGAUUUUCUCGUAUGAACAUUUCUCUGGAUCAGAAAGCCAUGGAGGCACCGGCAGAACAGGAAGGCAGAGAGGCACCAUCAGACCUGGAAGCCAGGGAGGCACCGGUGGAGCAGGAAACCAGGGAGACACCAGUGGAGCAGUAGGCCAGGGUAGAGCAGAAACCCAUGGCAGAACCGACGGAGCAGAACGCCAGGGCGGAGUAGGAACCCAGGGCGGAACUAGCGAAGCAGGAGGCCAGUGCGGAGUAGGAACCCAGGGCGGAAUCAGUGGGGCUGGAGGACAGGGCAGAACUGGCAGAGCAAGAGACCAGGGCAUAUCUGGCGGAACCAGAGUCCAGAGAGAAACUGGAAACCAUGGUGACGCUGGUGGAACUGUAACCUUGAUGGCACAGAUCGAGACUGCAAACAGGGCAGCAACCCAGGCUGAGAGGAAGACCAAGCUGGUGCGGCCAAUACAGGAACCAGAGAGGAACUGGAAAACCCACUGGCGCAGAUGGAGACAGAUUAGUGAGUUUAGGAUUGGCCGCCUUGGGCAAACAUAGAGUUCAAAGAGCUUGGGAUAGGCCAUCUUGGGCAGGGCAGAAACCUCAAAGAGCUCAGGAACGGCCAAUUUGGACGGGACAGAGAGACUUGGGAACUGAUUCAGACGUGGCAGCCAUCUUGUGAACCGAUUCCAAUGUGGCAGAUAUCUUGUGAAGUGAUUCAAACGUCAUUGCCAUCUUGGGAACCAAUUCAGACCAGCCAGCCAUUUUGGGAACAGGUUCCAAUGUGACAGCCAUCUUGGAAACUGGUUCGAACAUGGCAGCGGCCAUCUUGGGAAUUGGAUCGGACAUGGUGGCGGCCUUCUUGGGAACUGAUUCGGGCAUGGCUGCGACCAUCUUGGGAACUUGUUCGGCCAUGGUGAUGGUCAUCUUAAAUGACCAAAAGAGAGCACACGUCACUCCUCUCUUUUUCAGGUUACACUGGCUUCCUAUAGCAGCUCGCAUCAAUUUAAAGCUCUGCUCCUGGCCUUUAAAACCACCACUGGGUCAGCACCCCCUAACGUUCGCUUGCUUAUAGGCUAUUACCAAGCGACGGCUUGCGGUGUCAUCUUAAAAGGGAAAAAAACAUUAUUGCAUACCUUCUCUGGAGCUGUUCCACAACUGUGGAAAGAUCUGCCGGUCGCGACACGAUCUGCGGACGCUGUAGCUGUCUUCAACUUGUUAAAGCAAACCAGGCCCAAGAGCGUCCCAACGUGUUUUGUUCACAAACUGUUAAGUUUACAAUGUAUUAUAUUGAUGAAGGGUAUUAAUCUUGUCAUGCCAUAUAUCAUUACAAAGGUUGAAGGGUUUAUGUCAUUUCUAAGUGCUGUUUCAUGAAAUAAAUGCUCUAGCUAAAUUAAUAAUACAUUCUAUGCAAUGAGGUCAUACCUGAAUGUGUUCAUUCAUAAAAGGACUUUGCGCUCUUAUUAUGAAACGGUCAUUACUCCAGAUGACCCCGCACUGCUGAAAUCUCCAUGCCAAGCAUUCACAAUAUAACAUCCAUUUGCCGUUUUAGUCCACAAAUGUAUUACAUAUGAGAAAUAUUGAUAUUUCUCUGUUGUUUGCAUCGGAUUAUGUAUGAAAUAAUCGUCAAUCCAUAUUGUUUUUCAAAAAUUGCGCAUGCAGCGCAAUUCUACUAUGGAAAAGGCAUACAUGAUCAGGUCAGUAAGAGUAUCAUGUGUAAAAUAAGCCUACACAUAUUUCACAAACAUCUAAUAAGUUUAGUGUUUUACAGCCUUGAACUGAUGUUUUUAGGUCGUAUUCUCGUGCUCCUUUUGUCUGCAGUAACGUAGACUGCUUGUCUUUCUGAUCCACAUCCAAUUUGCAAACAUUGUUGUACCUAACAUUAUGCAAGUAUUCUGAAUGUAUAUUGUGAGGACAAAAGCUUAUUAUUAGUAAUAGACAGACAUCCAUGAAUGAAUGGUGACGCCAUUUACUUGUGAUAGAGAUACGUCACCGCCAUUAAUAUGAAUGUUUUCAUUUAUCACUUCACAACAAUUGCGUGACCUUAAGUCUGUAAAACACUUGAAAUUAACAUUGUUUUUU